Messenger RNA from Eucalyptus grandis, 942 nucleotides. RefSeq names its product annexin A13-like. The record is from RefSeq and is a predicted model, not a curated record. Gene Ontology annotation, molecular function: calcium ion binding; calcium-dependent phospholipid binding. Gene Ontology annotation, cellular component: cytoplasm. The transcript is spliced from 4 exons. Bases 1 to 942 code for a protein of 313 amino acids. Lineage: Eukaryota; Viridiplantae; Streptophyta; Magnoliopsida; Myrtales; Myrtaceae.
AUGAAAAGCUCAAGGCAGUAUGAGGCUGAGUGCCGAUACUUGUAUUCAUAUUUUUCUGGAAACGGUGGAAGCGAGGGACAGAAGCUUGUGGAGAUAUUUUCCCGGAGGUCACAAGAACUCAAGGCCAUUUGCCAGACCUACAGUGUUCUAUAUGGCCAUGAUCUUCUUCGUGUCAUCUCGAGCAAUCAAAAGAGCAGUGCAUUUAAUAGAUUGGCUUAUCUGCGCGUGAGUGAUCCUCAGAGCCGUGAUGCUGAGAUUCUUAGAAAAUUACUUGUGGCGGGAAGCAUCAAUCUGGGCACAGUGAUUGAGAUAACAUGCACCCGUUCUUCGUCAGAGCUGCAUUACAUUAAGCAGCAAUACCAAUCUCGAUAUCAAUCUGAUCUUGAACGAGACAUCUCCAUGAAAGUCAGCGGCGGAUUCAAGGAGAUACUAGCUGCAGUAUGCAAGUCAUGUCGCAACCACGCCCACAAAGCGGACACGAGCCUGGCCUUCUGUGAUGCUAAGACUCUGUAUGAAUCUGUGGAGAGUGGGAGGACCAUUGAUCAGAAGACCAUCAUCUCACUCCUGAGCCAGCGGAACACAUCCCAAGUGAAAGCCAUUCUACUUUCCUACAAGCAGCUUUACGGACACGAAUUCUCCAAGCUGAUCAAGCAAAGCAAGUGUGGCCAAUUUGGACGGGAUCUUCGCAUAGUCAUCAGAUGCAUUCAGAACCCAGAGAAGUUCUUCGCGAAACAGCUCAGGAUGAGGAAUGCUGACACCAGAGAGAUUCUCGUGCGAAUUAUAGUCACUCGCUCGGAAAAGGACAUCAAGGACAUAAACAGGGCUUUUACUGCUAAAACGGGGAGCUCUCUCGAGUCCCUUGUGAGAAGGGAAUUUAACGGUGUCAAAGAGAAGGGCAGUGAAACUGUGGCGGCCAUCUUACUUGAGCUCAUCAGGGGUUAA